AUGGAAAAGUCAACGUUAUGUUUGGUUAGUACCGUUGUGAUUCUUUGUUGUUUCUCUUGCAUAAACUAUGUGGCAUCUGAUGCAUCUGAUCAUCGUUAUAAAGAAGGUGAUUCUGUGCCCUUUUAUGCCAACAAAGCGGGACCCUUUCAUAAUCCCAGCGAGACAUAUAAAUAUUUCGAUCUUCCCUUUUGCAGACCAGCUAAUGUGGAAGAAAAGAAAGAAGAUCUUGGUGAAGUUUUGAAUGGAGAUAGACUAGUUGGUUCUCCUUACAAACUUGAUUUCUUGAUUAAUAAGAAACCUGAGAGCAUUUGCAAAAAGAUACUAACAAGAAAAGAGGUUGAUCAAUUUAGACGUGCUGUUUUGAAGGACUAUUUUUAUCAAAUGUACUAUGAUGAUUUGCCAAUUUGGGGUUUCCUUGGAAGAUUUGAAACUAAAGAAAAAGAUGAUGAUGAUGAUGACUCAAAUGAGGCUACGAUUUAUCUUUUUAGGCAUGUUCAUUUUGAGAUUCUAUACAAUAACGAUCGUAUCAUCGAUGUUUUCGUUAGAAAUGAACCCAAUGCUGUUGUGGAUUUGACAGAAGAUAGAGAGGUAAAUGUCGAUUUCACGUAUUCUGUCAAAUGGACUGAAACAGAUAUUCCUUUUGAGAAAAGGUUGGAGAAAUAUUCACAAACAUCUUCGCUUUCACAUCACUUGGAAGUCCAUUGGUUUUCGAUUAUUAACUCUUGUGUUACUGUUCUUCUCUUGACUGGAUUCCUUGCCAUGAUUUUCAUGCGUGUACUUAAGAAUGAUUUUGUCAAGUUUACUCCUGAUGAAGAGGCACUUGAUGACCAAGAGGAGAGUGGAUGGAAAUAUAUCCAUGGCGAUGUUUUUAGAUAUCCAAGAUUCAAGGCUUUGUUUGCAGCAGCACUUGGAAUAGGCUCUCAGUUAUUUACACUUGUAAUCUUCAUCUUUAUGCUUGCUCUAGUUGGUGUUUUCUAUCCAUACAACAGGGGAGCUUUGUUUACUGCACUGGUUGUCAUAUAUGCACUAACGUCCGGUGUUGCCGGUUAUUCUGCAGCUUCCUUCUAUUACAAGAUUGAAGGGAAAAAUUGGGUGAAAAUUUUGGUGUUAACUGGAAGUCUUUUCUCUGGACCGUUGUUUUUGACAUUCAGCUUUCUUAACACUGUUGCUGUUGCCUAUAACUCAACUGCAGCAUUACCCAUUGGAACAAUUAUGGUUAUUUUCCUCAUAUGGACUCUUGUAACGUCGCCUUUAUUGGUAUUGGGAGGGAUUGCUGGUAAGAAUAGCCAAUCAGAGUUUCUGGCGCCGUGUCCAACCAACAAGUAUCCAAGGGAGAUUCCUCAACUACCUUGGUACCGUACAACUCUCACUCAGAUGGCUAUGGCUGGUUUUUUGCCAUUCAGUGCCAUUUACAUUGAACUCUACUACAUAUUUUCUAGUAUUUGGGGUCAUCAGAUUUAUACCAUAUACAGCAUUUUGUUCAUUGUUUUCAUCAUUCUAUUGAUUGUCACUGCUUUUGUUAAUGUGGCAUUGACGUACUUUCAACUUGCUGCUGAGGAUCAUGAAUGGUGGUGGAGGUCUUUCCUUUGUGGUGGAUCAACUGGUUUGUUCAUAUAUUCCUACUGCAUGUUUUUCUACCAUGCAAGAUCAGAUAUGUAUGGUUUCAUGCAAACCUCGUUCUUUUUCGGCUACAUGGCUUGCAUUUGCUACGGUUUCUUUCUCAUGCUUGGCACUGUCGGUUUCCGAGCUUCUUUAAUCUUUGUCAGACACAUAUACCGUUCCAUCAAGUGUGAAUAG
Vicia faba (fava bean) is the source of this 1797-nucleotide messenger RNA. The record is from the annotation of a GenBank genome assembly. NCBI's taxonomy places the organism in Eukaryota, Viridiplantae, Streptophyta, Magnoliopsida, Fabales, Fabaceae.